UGCGAGUCGUUAUUCAGAAGUCAGAAGCAAACCAUUUGCUUCUCCGUCACCUCCACUCCCCUCCUCGCCACCUCCGGUCCACCAACCCUGCCGACCAUGGCUUCCGCUGCGGCGGCGCAGAGGCUCCUCGCGUCGAGCACGAAGAUCAUCGGGGUUGGGCGCAACUACAUCGCCCACGCCAAGGAGCUCAACAACCCGGUCCCCAAGGAGCCCGUCCUGUUCCUGAAGCCGACCUCGUCGUUCCUCCACGCUGGCGUGGCCACCGCCGCCGUCGAGAUCCCGGAGCCGCUCGAGUCGCUGCACCACGAGGUCGAGCUCGCCGUUGUCAUUUCCCGGCGUGGGCGCGACAUUCCUGAGGCGUCCGCCAUGGACUUCGUCGGAGGUUAUGCACUUGCUUUGGACAUGACAGCAAGGGACCUUCAAUCUGUUGCUAAGUCUGCAGGCCUUCCAUGGACUUUGGCUAAAGGACAAGAUACCUUCACUCCAAUUAGUGCAGUAGUUCCAAAAUCGGCUGUCACUAAUCCCGACGAUCUUGAGCUCUGGCUAAAGGUAGAUGAUGAACUAAGACAGAAAGGAUCCACAAGUGACAUGAUAUUCAAGAUUCCUUUUCUGAUAAGCUAUAUCAGUUCCAUCAUGACAUUAAUGGAGGGUGAUGUGAUACUAACAGGUACUCCUGAGGGUGUGGGUCCUGUCCGAGUAGGUCAGAAGAUCAAAGCUGGUAUAACCGACCUAAUUGAUGUCGAGUUUGAUGUUCAGAGGCGCAAUCGGUCAUUUUCUGCAUGAUGCAAUAAGCGAGAAAGUAUGGGAUGUUCAUGGAACAGCGAAGCGCAAGGACAAGGCAUUGGUGGCAACGAUGAUCAUUCUGGCAGUGGUCACGAGCAGCAUCACCAUUGCCUCAAACAUCAUGACUCCAUGAGAUAUAUAGUAGAAGCUAUGAAUCUAAAAUGCCAAAAUGUCUUAUAAUUUGGGACGGGCGAAGUAGAUGUUUGUGAGGAGAUACAUAAGUAGAUGGCUGUAAGCAAAAUACCAGCUGGCCGGUAUACUUGUACUGGUGAUACAUUACUGUGUAAAAUAGAAAUCAGUGAGCUUUUAUUUUUCAGGGUUUUUAUAAACCGUAGCAAAUAAUUCCAGGCCAUAUACAGAGUAGAUAUAUCUUAGCAGAAUCAAUAUUUAGGGGGUGUUUAGUUCCCUUUCUAUUCUAAAAAUUUUUGGGAACACUAUGCAAAAUUUUUGGCAAAAAGGUGAUUAUAUUCUUCAUUUUGGAUUUUAGAUUUUGGCCUCAAGAGCCCAAAUUUUUUUGGCAUUUUGUAUUCGAUGUAGUUGCCAUUUUGUAUUUUGCAUUUUAUGGGGAACUAAACACCGCCUUAGUUAACUUUCUAUGCAGAAUUAA
This is a messenger RNA of Sorghum bicolor (sorghum), 1390 nucleotides long. Its product is annotated as acylpyruvase FAHD1, mitochondrial. The record is from RefSeq and is a predicted model, not a curated record. The transcript has 8 exons. NCBI's taxonomy places the organism in Eukaryota, Viridiplantae, Streptophyta, Magnoliopsida, Poales, Poaceae. Gene Ontology annotation, molecular function: acetylpyruvate hydrolase activity. The coding region runs from base 97 to 783 and encodes 228 amino acids. Gene Ontology annotation, cellular component: mitochondrion.